This is a messenger RNA of Diversispora eburnea, 1398 nucleotides long. The record is from the annotation of a GenBank genome assembly. NCBI's taxonomy places the organism in Eukaryota, Fungi, Glomeromycota, Glomeromycetes, Diversisporales, Diversisporaceae.
AUGGCCCGUAUUAAAGCAAGUGUAGAUGUUUUGACUGACGAUCCAGAAUUUGAUCUGAGAUGUUCAGGAAUGUUUGGGAAAUCUGCGAUCCCGGGAGGUUCAGAUCCAAAGAUUACUGCUGAAUAUUUAGAAGGUUCUGUUGCAAGUGCAAUAGUAAUUAUAUUCGAAUGGUCCGAUUAUCAGAAUUUUGAACCUCAUAUCAGAGAAGGAAAAAAUGUAUUUGAUGUGCAGAAAGGAGCGAAAAGCAUCUGGACUGGAACAUUUAAUUCCUCUGGCGAAAAUGAACACAUAUAUUAUGUUAAUAGAACUGGUUAUUAUUGCGCCGGGGCUCUCCGAAGUGUUAGUGAUAGUGCCGACGAAUUCGGUGUGGGUAUUGACUGGCGUAAUCCAUAUGGAGAGUUACCUGCCGCGGAUUAUCCCAAGUUACCAUUUUAUGGACUUUUGUCAUUGGUAUAUUUGGCAAUCGGUAUAGCUUGGAUGGCACUUAGUAUUGCUCAUUGGCGUGAUAUUUUACAAGUUCAGAAUUAUAUCUCAGGUGUAAUUCUAUUUCUCAUGUUAGAAAUGGCUUUCAAUUGGGGAUAUUGGGAGAAUUUUAACAUUUAUGGUUAUCCUUCAAAUUUCCUUCUUGGUUUGGUUGCAAUUCUCAAUGCAGGAAGAAAUUCUAUUUCGUUCUUUAUGUUGUUAAUUGUUUGUAUGGGUUAUGGUGUAGUCAAGCCUACUCUUGGAAGCACUAUGAAUAGAUGUAGAGCAUUAGGAGUAGCGCAUUUUAUUUUUGGCGUUAUUUAUGCCGCAGGAACAAUGCUGAUAAAUCCAGAUACCACAAAUCCUCUUGUUUUCUUGGUCAUCUUUCCUUUGGCUUUCACAAUGACCGCAUUUUAUAUAUGGACACUUCAAUCAAUUACAAAUACUUUGCAAACACUUGAAAUUCGUCGUCAGAACGUCAAAGCUUUGAUGUACAAGAGACUAUAUCGACUUCUAUUAUUUUCCGUGACCGUUCUUGGAAUUUUCUUUUUAAUCAAUACGUUCAAUUAUACACAUCGUGAAGAUAUGGAUUGGAUAGCAAAAUAUUGGCAAUGGAGGUGGUUCUUAUUAGAUGGAUGGUUGAAUGUUUUAUAUUUGAUAGUAUUCAAAUUAACACAAGAUGAUGACAUGGAUUUAGAAAUCAAUAUUCUUCGAGCAUCAGAAAAUCUUGGAUAUGAUCAGGUAAAAUAUAGAGGUCCAUCAGAAAAUACAGGAGAAAAUGAACGAUUACGAGAAGGAAAUGAAUCUGCUAUAUUUGAUAUCGGUGAUCAUGAAGAAGGUGAUGAAUUUACAAAAUGGGAUGAUGAGGAAUCUACAGCAAGAGCAAGUGGAGGUGGUAGUUCUAGUAGUCAAGAACCUCCAGCACAACAAAGGUAA